Peronospora belbahrii is the source of this 2211-nucleotide messenger RNA. The record is from the annotation of a GenBank genome assembly. Lineage: Eukaryota; Oomycota; Peronosporomycetes; Peronosporales; Peronosporaceae.
AUGGGUCAACAAUCCCAGCCUUGGAUCAAUCCACAAAAUGUGCCACAGGGUGAAAGUCUCAAGAAAUACGGCCGAGACUUGACGGACAUUGCCAAAAGCGGUAAUUUGGACCCAGUGAUCGGUCGGGAAGACACGAUUCGGCGUGCAACUCAAAUUCUUUCACGACGUACCAAGAACAAUCCACUUCUUAUUGGAGAACCGGGUGUAGGGAAAACGGCAGUCGCUGAAGGACUGGCUCAACGGAUUGCAUUAGGUGAAGUACCUGAUAGUCUCAAGGAUAAACAAGUGGUGGCAUUGGAUUUGGCAGCGUUAGUCGCUGGAGCGAAGUUUCGAGGAGAGUUUGAAGAGAGAUUGAAGGCUGUACUAAAAGAUGUUGACGAGAGUCAAGGCAAGAUCAUUCUCUUCAUUGAUGAGCUUCAUACGUUAGUAGGAGCAGGUGGGAAUGAAGGAUCAACUGAUGCUGCUAAUAUGCUCAAACCAGCCUUGGCACGUGGUGCUUUGCACUGCAUGGGAGCUACAACGCUGGAUGAAUACCGAAAAUACAUUGAAAAGGAUGCAGCCCUAGCAAGACGGUUCCAACCGGUUCUUAUCUCGGAACCAAGUGUCGAGGACACGGUGACGAUUUUGCGUGGACUCAAGGAAAAGUACGAAGUUCAUCACGGCGUGAGAAUUGCCGAUAGUGCUCUUGUAGCAGCUGCUACUCUUGCAAACAGGUACUUGACAGAGCGAAAGCUGCCUGAUAAAGCGAUUGAUUUGAUGGACGAGGCAGCGUCGCGCCUUCGAUUGCAGCAGGAGAGUAAACCAGAACCGAUUGAAAAGCUCAACCGUGAGAUUAUCCUGCGUCGCAUUGAGAUUGAGGCUCUACGCAAAGAAAAAGAUGCAGCAUCGAAGAAACGCAUGGCUGCGUUGGAAGAAGAAGUGAAAAAGGCUUCUGACGAGCUGCAAAAGUUGAUGGAUGAGUGGAAUGCUGAGAAGCACAAAUUGGAAGAGAUGCAACAGGCAAAGCGAAAGCUAGAAGAAGCGCGUCGUGACUUGGUUGCUGCACAAAAUGCAGGCAAUUACGCACGUGCUGGGGAGCUAAUGCACUCUGUCAUUCCAGAGCUGGAGGCAGAAGUGGCUCAUGAAGAGCAAGAGGAAGAGGAAAUGAAGAAAGCAGGAAAGAGCAGAACCGCUCUGGGUGAUGCCGUGACUGGUGACCACGUAGCUGAGGUCGUAGCACAGACCACAGGGAUUCCCGCGUCGACGCUUAUGGAAGGAGAGAAGCAGCGACUGCUUAAGAUGGAGGACCACAUCAAUCAGCAUGUGAUCGGCCAGGAGGAAGCUGUCAAGGCCGUAAGCAAUUGUAUUCGCCUUGCACGCGCUGGACUUCACGCACACAACCGGCCGCUUGGUGUGUUCAUGUUCUUAGGCCCUACUGGUGUCGGCAAGACAGAGUUGACCAAGUCGCUAUCUGAAUUUUUGUUUCAAACCCCUCAAGCGCUUACUCGCAUUGAUAUGUCCGAGUAUAUGGAGAAGUUUAACGUAAGCCGUCUCAUCGGUGCACCUGCAGGGUAUGUUGGCUACGAGGAAGGUGGUCAACUGACAGAGGCUGUGCGUCGCCGGCCCUACCAGGUUGUCCUCUUUGACGAAUUUGAGAAGGCACACCAUGAAGUCAGCAAUAUUCUACUACAAGUGCUGGAUGAAGGUCGUCUGACUGAUUCACAUGGUCGUCUUAUUGACUUCCGUAACACUGUAAUUAUCCUCACGAGCAACCUGGGCUCUGAGAUUCUUGCUGGACUACCAGAGGGUUCUCCAAGCUCUAUGGCUGAAGCUGGUGUCAUGAAUGUUGUACGCUCUCACUACUCACCGGAGUUUCUUAAUCGCAUCGACGAACUCGUCCUGUUCAACCGGUUGAAACGCGACGAUAUCCACUCGAUUGUCGAUUUGCAGCUGCGUCAAGUGGAUGGUAUGCUAGAAGAAAAGGAGUUGGCUAUGAAGGUAGAUCCAGAAGCUAAGGACUGGUUGGCCGAUGUUGGUUACAGUGCUCUCUACGGUGCUCGACCGCUAAAACGUCUGAUCCAGCAACAUGUCUUGAAUCCUAUGGCUGUAAAACUUCUGGAAGGUGCCGUUGCUCCAGGUCAAGUGCUGCACGUCAAAGUGAAUCCCAAUUACGAUGACGAACUACAGAAGAACGCGAAAACAGCGAAGCCAUUGCUUAUCACAGUGGAGUAA